AUGGAGUUCCGGCAGGCGUUCCAGUGCCUGGGGCGCACCGCGGUAGCGAGGUGGCAGCCCCCAGCCAGAGCCAUCACCCCAUCACCAAGGCUCUUCUCAACAUGCUCACAUCUCCUCGCCCCUCCGCGUGCGUCCUCCCCGAUAUCCCGCUCCGCGCCCGCAGCCCGAUCGGCAGGCGCCACGGCGCCCUCCUCCACCAAGGGGGAGCAAAAGCCCAACCUCUUCAGCGCCCCGGCUCCCUGGGACGUCCGCCCCGGCGGCAAGGACACAACCAAUGCCGCCGGCACCCCCAAGCAGCGCACCGCGUCCCCUACCACUACGUCGCCGCUAUCAGAGAUGCUCUCGUCCGACGACCCCGCGAGCAUCGCCACCUUCACGCAGUUCAAGAUCGACGGCUUCUGGGAGAACUACGCCAAGAAGCGGGAGCUGCCGGCCCUACGCCUCAAGCCCUCCACCGGCCGCACGGUCUACGUCAGCGGGCACGUCGACGUCGCUCGCUCCUUCCAGCUGCUUACGACCCUGUGCCGGCGGAACAAGGUGUCGCUGGACCUGGCCAGGCAGCGCUUCCACGAGCGGCCCGGCCUGAAGAGGAAGAGACUCAGGAGUGAGCGGUGGCGGGGACGGUUCAAGGAAGGGUUCAAGGCGACAUGUGCACGUGUCCAGGAGCUGAGGAAACAAGGAUGGUAG
Messenger RNA from Thyridium curvatum, 687 nucleotides. RefSeq lists its product as uncharacterized. Gene Ontology annotation, cellular component: mitochondrial small ribosomal subunit; ribosome. The coding region runs from base 1 to 687 and encodes 228 amino acids. Lineage: Eukaryota; Fungi; Ascomycota; Sordariomycetes; Thyridiales; Thyridiaceae. Gene Ontology annotation, molecular function: structural constituent of ribosome. The record is from RefSeq and is a predicted model, not a curated record. Gene Ontology annotation, biological process: translation; mitochondrial translational initiation. The transcript has a single exon.